Messenger RNA from Psylliodes chrysocephalus, 3327 nucleotides. NCBI's taxonomy places the organism in Eukaryota, Metazoa, Arthropoda, Insecta, Coleoptera, Chrysomelidae. The record is from the annotation of a GenBank genome assembly.
CUUGUGCAGAAAGACCUCUUUUUGUAUAAGUAUUUUUUAAAAUGUCAUACAUUUCUUUUGCAUUUUUAGUAUCUCUCAGCCAAUUCCAAAAUAUCAUCAAUCACCCACUGCACUAUAAUAUUCCGUGCUUUGAUGUCUCUCUUUAUAAAUUCACCUUGUUUUCUCAUCGUUUCAUUUGCUUCUUCCAGAAUAUUUAAGACAAUAUACUGUUCCAAGACUAACUUUACUCUGAACUCCCGUGUAGUAAAGCCAGUUUCAUCAAACGGUUUUAGAUUAGCAACUUGUACAGCUGAAGCCAUUGUACUUCCAGUGACACUUCCAAAGAAUACUUCUGUGCACCAAGUUUCUCCCCAAACCAACAAUUUUUAUUACAGAUUAGAUUUAUACCAACAAUACUAUUAUUUCAUUACUGGACCCAUGACCUAUUCAAGUUAGAUAGUUUGGGCAAAAAUAAAAUAAUCAAACGUUAAUGUUUUCAGCUUUAUUUCUGACUUUUACAACAUAAUGUCAUCAACUCCGCAACUCGAUUACCUAAACUAUACAUAAUAAAUAUACAGAGAUUGCUAAAACUAAUGGGCAAUAUCAACAGAACCUGGUGAAUUUAUACCAAUCUAACUAAAUUUGGUUCAAUAUUGAAAAACAUUUACAAUGCCACUACCUCAUUGGUCUCCAAAUACACACUGGGAUGGAGAAUCUUUGAAACUAUUAACAGCCUUCGAUCUUGAUCCACUACCAAACGUAUCUGUUGAUGACAUCACUAAUAACACAGAAAAAUUUCCAAUUAAAUUCCCAACAAAAACCAACCAAUGCACAUUCCUAAAAUCAAAAACUACGGAUGACGUUCUAUCUAGAAAUAUCCACUCUGUAUAUCCAUUACUACACGAAAGUAUUUUGAAAUUGUGCGCAGACUUUAUUGUCUUCAAAAGGCAAUAUGGUGCCGAUAUUGAGAAAAAAUAUUACAAACAUUUAACACUUAAAGACUUGAUUGAUAAAAUUUUGAAAAACAGAGCUGUUAUUUUUUUGGGAGAAGACGAUGAAUACAGGCUUUUAAAUGGAAAGUACGGACAUGGGUGGCAACAUAUAGGAACCGAUAAAGAAAGAGAUCCUUUAACUAUAACAGAAGUUAUGUCUUAUGACGAACUGAAACUAUCAGCAUUUAUGUCAGUUACAUCCUAUACAUAUUUCGUGAAUAAGGGACAUCGUACUAAUGAAGGAAAAUUUCAAGAAGACAGAAAUGAGGUAGAAGACGAAGGCAUCAUCGUUGGUAUGAUUGGUACCAGGAUAGAAAAAGAAGGAGUCAUGGAAUAUCAAGAUGUAGUUAUCAGUAAGAGACAGAACACAAAAGACCACGGUUUUGGUAGAGAUAUUCAACACACCGUCCCAAAGCUAUUCUCUAAUUUUUACCAAGAAGAAUCGUUGACAUACGACGAAGCUCUUACAGCAAAAAAUAAUGAUUCCUAUGGAAAAUACACAACGAUAAUCGGCGAUCAAUUAUUCGAUAAUCACUUUUAUUAUAAAAGGCUCUCUAUUUCGGUGGAUACGUUGUUGUUAGAGGCGAAUUCGAGGGCUAAAAGUUGCUCGAAGUCGGCUUAUCUGCACGUUGUAGGAUUAGGGUUAGGAGUGUGGAAGAUAUCUGAUCAUCAGAAUAAAGUUUAUAUGGAUACGUUCGCUGAACGACUUGCCUCUUUGGGAGAAAAGCUACAAAAUAUAAGUGACAUUUGCUUCGCUCACAUAAAACAUGACAAAUGCGGAAAUUAUGGAGACAACGAGAUAUUUCCUAUAAAAGAUCAUUCAAAUGGAGGAAUAAAAGUUCAUUUCCUCGAGAGAGAUCCACACGCCAAAUUAACAGACGAAGAGAAAGGCAAACUGCUUGUGGUGUCCUACGCUUGGGAUGGCAACGCCUUGCCAGGGAACGAAUACUGGUAUGGCAGUUUAUCGGGUAGCGGAGACCCGGCUGCAGCUUGUUCGACCCAAGUCUGUGAGGUCCAUAAUCCUCAUAUAAAUCCAUUAGUUUGUGCAGAUAAUUUGAGGAUAGCUACAGAAGAUGGCUUAUAUAGCGUGGAAGAAUAUAAAAAAAUUAUUAAUGAUCAAUUGGGAUUAGGACUAAUGCAGCCAAAAAUAAAACUACCCGAUUGGUCUCCCAACGCAAAAUGGGAUGCCGAAUCUUUGAAACUGUUAAAAGACUUCAAAGUCGAUCCUCUACCAACCGUAUCUGUUGAUGAUAUCACUAACAACACAAAAAAAUUUCCUAUAGAAUUACUAACGAAAACCAAUCAAUGUACAUUCAUAAAAUCAAAAAUCGAAAAUGACGUACUUGAUAGAAACAUUCACUCUGUAUAUCCGAUAUUACAUGAAAGCGCUUUGAAAUUAUGCUGCGAUUUUAUUCUAUUUAAAAGACAACAUGGAAACGAUAUUGAAAAAGAAUAUUACAAAAAUUUCACCUUAAAAGAUCUCGUUAAUAAAAUGUUGAAAAACCGACCAGCUGGUUUUAUUAUGACACCAAUUGAUAAAUAUCUACUUUUGGAUGGAACAUUCGGAAUGCGAAACUGGGAAUACAUAGGAACCAGUAAAGAAAAAGAACCUUUAACUAUAGACCAACUUAUGUCUUAUGACGAAUUGAAACUAUCACCGUUUUUAUCAAUAACUUCCUACACUUAUUUUGUUAAUAAAGGACAUCGUACUAAUGUAGGAAUAUUUGAAGAAGACAGAAACACUGUAGAAGAUGAUGGUAUCAUCAUUGGUAUGGUUGGUACCAGGAUAGAAAAAGAAAAAGUCACGGAAUAUCAAGAUAUAAUUAUUACUAAGACCCAGAACACAAAAGACAACGGUUUUGGUACAGAAAUCCAACACAGCAUCCCGAAAUUAUUCUUAAAUUUUUACCAAGAAGAACCGUUGACAUACGACGAAGCUACAGCCAAAUAUAAUGAUUCUCGUGGUAAAUACACGAAGGUAUUAAAAGAUAAACUUUUCGAUAAUCAUAUCUAUUACAAAAGACUUUCUAUAUCGCUCGAUACGUUACUGAUAGAAUCGAAUUCCAGAGCUAAAAAUAGCUCUAAGUCGGCUUACCUGCACGUUGUUGGAUUAGGUUUGGGAGUAUGGAAGAUAUCUGAUCAUCAAAACAAAGUUUACAUGGAUACUUUCGCUCAAAGACUUACUCUAGACGGCAGUAGUGAUCCUGCUGCUGCUUGUUCCACGCAAAUCUGUGAGGUCCAUAAUCCUCAUAUUAAUCCGUUGGUUUGCGCCGAUAAUUUGAGGAUUGCUACAGAAGAUGGCGUUGUUAGUUUAGAAGAAUAUAAAAAAAUCGUUAAUGAAAAAUAUAUACUUUAA